GUGAACGGUUUCACUUGUUGUUCAGUAAAUAAAUAAAUAACAGUUUUGAGCUAAAUCGGAUAAAGUGAUCGGUUAUACUUUAAUUUUGAUUGAUUGACACUUAUUUGCCUGUGGUGAUUCUAUGUCCUCACGAUGAUGCAUACCGUGCUUGUACUAUUGAUGACGUUGACCGCGGCCCUCGCUCUUCCUGCUUUUGACGGUGCCUCCACAGGUCUAUCUGACGAAGAUUUUUACACUCUCCAAGCAGAUAGAAGAGAGUUGCCUGAGCAAAUAAUCCUGCCCCAGAAAAGAGCGGCCUUGGUGCUCGACCGUCUUCUGAUCGCGUUACAGAAAGCACUGCACGAGGAAAACGGCAACCAGCGCAUAGACUCUGAUCGCGAUGGACCAAGGACGGCGCCUUUGCGUUUAGCUAACAUCGAAACUAGUGAUAUGACAGGUCUCCAAAGACGCGGUCAAGGUUCGGGCAGAGGUCGCGUGCUCCGAUGCUACUUCAAUGCUGUGACGUGCUUCUAACAUAUCUCAUUACCACUAAUUGAAAAUUGUUUAAUAUAUC
Messenger RNA from Pararge aegeria (speckled wood butterfly), 553 nucleotides. RefSeq lists its product as uncharacterized. NCBI's taxonomy places the organism in Eukaryota, Metazoa, Arthropoda, Insecta, Lepidoptera, Nymphalidae. The transcript has 4 exons. The coding region runs from base 133 to 513 and encodes 126 amino acids. The record is from RefSeq and is a predicted model, not a curated record.